UAGAGAGAAUGCAGCUUUAACACAUGAAGCUUUGACUAGCUAGCCCUACCACAUCUCCCAGCAUCAAAACAGGAAGUCAGUUCUCAAGUAGUUUUGUGGACGACGAGUUUCAGCGAAGCGUCUCGGUGUGAUCGGGGUCUAAUUCUUCAUCGACACAGCGUAGGAAGGCACAUUGCUAUCGCCAGAUGAGUGACGACUUUGUUCAGCUCAUUUUCUGCAACCAGUGUAUUAGCUACCUAGGUCGCUAACUAGCAGACAGCAGGCUAGUCAGCUAGCUAGCUUGAUUCCACCAUUGUUUAAUGCUACACUUGUUACAGACAUUGAGACGAACAUUGGACUGAGCUAACCAUCCGUCUCUUCUUCCCGGCAAAUUGCGACAACAUUUUCUCACCGUUUCCUUUUCGUACCGGUCAAAUGACCACAGAGAACAGUGCGAUGUCUGUUCUGCUCCUGUUCUCUAGCCAUCGUGAAUCACUCACGCUCAUUACUUGGACUUAUACUAUUAUAAUAAACUUAUUCCAAUCAGCUGACUGUGAGCUUUUGUUUGACAGGGCAGCUCUAUGUGAUGAUGUCACCGCAGGAGGUUCUGACCGGGUGCAACCAACGGACAAUCGCACCUCGCACUCAGCCAUACAUCGCAAAGCAGGAAGCUCCUCGCGGCUCCAGAGACGAUAAACGGCGAGCUCAGCACAACGAAGUUGAGCGCCGGCGUCGGGACAAGAUCAACAACUGGAUCGUGCACCUGUCGAAGGCCAUCCCCGACUGUAACAUCGACUAUACCAAGACGGGACAGAGUAAAGGAGGAAUCUUGUCCAAAGCCUGCGAGUACAUCAAGGAGCUCCGACAGAGCAACCUGAAGCUGGGAGACGACAUCAGCACUUUGGAUCGACUCCGGAUCGACAACCAGCUGCUCAGACAGGAGGUCAGGGGUCAGCUGGAGUUUAGGGAUCAUUCCAUUUAUAUAUUUGUAACAUAUUAUAAACUCUACAGCACGUACGAUACCAUUAGCCAAUCAUUGAUAAUCCAUAUUAACAGAUACAGAUCCCUUUGUUUGAUUAGAGCAGCUGGUCUACAAGGAUCCACCGUCACA
Messenger RNA from Anarrhichthys ocellatus (wolf-eel), 1090 nucleotides. Its product is annotated as upstream stimulatory factor 1-like. Gene Ontology annotation, biological process: regulation of transcription by RNA polymerase II. The annotation marks the transcript as partial. Gene Ontology annotation, molecular function: protein dimerization activity; RNA polymerase II cis-regulatory region sequence-specific DNA binding; DNA-binding transcription factor activity, RNA polymerase II-specific. NCBI's taxonomy places the organism in Eukaryota, Metazoa, Chordata, Actinopteri, Perciformes, Anarhichadidae. The record is from RefSeq and is a predicted model, not a curated record. The transcript has 4 exons.